AACAUCCAGGAAGGGGAGGAGAUGGUCCGUGUGCCGGGCAGCUUAGCGUCCGCCAUGAAGGUGAAGAACAACCAAGACGGCACCUACAUCAGUCUGGUGGGAGCCGACAUUGGAGAGCCAGGCUUCGAUAUGCCUCAGAUCAACGAGCGUCACACCGGCAAGCCAUACCGCUAUGUCUAUGGUACUGGAGGCUACGACCGUGGCUACUUCAGGAAUUCGGUGUGUAAGGUGGACGUGGAGACGGGGCGCUCAUUAAAGUGGCAAGGGAACGAGUACCAGUACCUCUCAGAGCCCACCUUCGUCUCCGCUCCUGACGCUGUUGACGAGGAUGACGGAGUAAUCCUCUCCUCCGUUGCUGACGUCCGCAAAGACUCACCGGACUUCCUGCUGGUGCUCAACGCCCGGACUAUGGAGGAACUAGGGCGAGCUGAGAUCGACGGUCAAUUGCCAAACAGCUUACACGGCGUCUUCCUGCCGGAGAAGCACUGAGUGGAGGGGGUGCAUGUGUGGGGGUCCUGGGGGAGGUUGGGAGAGAGUAGAGUUCUUCUGUAGUCGUAGUGCCGGAUUGAGGUGGUCAUAAAGAGUGACGUCACAGUGCUACGAGUGAAGUCAUAAUGCCGUGAAUAAGGUUCAUGGUGUUGUGACGUCACAGUGCCGUGAGUGAGGUCAUUUUGUUGUGACGCCAUAGUGUCGAAAUGAUUUCAUGGUGUUGUGACGUCACGGUGCUCGCGAGGUUAUUACAAACUCGGCGCCGUGACGACAUAGCGCCGUAAGGUCGUUGACUACAUGGUGACAAACAAACUGUGAUCUUACAGCGUAAUGCUGGUAGAACUAUUGUUAUUAUUUGUUCACAAUUUCUAGUUAUCGUCUCAAACUUGCACCUUAGUUUUUUAGUGUCUAUAAACCAUACCAUCUCCCAUUCACAAAACAUAAUUAUUACUUUGUUCACAAACAUAACAUUACCUCUGUCUCAAACUUAGGACAUUUUAUACUAAUAGAUUAGGACAUCUAUUGCAGAAUCAGUGUAUUGUUUACAUACACAAAAUAACAACUUCCAUAUUGUCUUAAACAAUGAUGAGUCACAACCCACCUUAGUACAACCAACUCUAACAGGCAUAUCACACGUCACGUCUAUACUUCCCGUCAUUAAUGUUCCUAUAAGUACACCUGCUGUCUACACCUCUCAUACUUCUAUCUCUCUAUAGUUAUCAGGUUGCAUUAAGGUCACUGAACGAUAAGAGAAUUGUUGAUAUAUUUCUAUUAUGUAUAUAAUAUAUAUAUAUAUAUGUGUGUGUGACUGUGUGUGUGUGACUGUGUGUGUGUGCGUGUGUGUGCGUGUGUGUAGUUUAAGUGUUGUACAGAAUAUAAAUUGUAUUUUCACGAUGGGCAUUUAGUAAGUCUGUUUAGUAGAUAUUUAAUUUUGGAUCAGCUAAGUCGACCAUCAGGUGACUAAUAGCAUCAGUGUCCGAUGAACGAAUGCUUCUUACAUGAUGUCAUACACAAAUGAUCAAAGCAAAAGUAUUUAUUCAGUGACGUCAUGUGAAGAGGCGGAAUCUAGCUGAUACACAACAUAUUUAUAAACAGUUUAAUUUCAACAGUUUUCAGUCAUCUUUAUAACUUGCUUUACUUUAGUUACCAUAGAAGACAUUUGUUGUACAAGAAAUACUUUUUAUUACUUUAUAUUACAAUAUAAUAGCCAAUCAAACGCUCAACUUGUAACUUUUUAAAUCAGGGUUUGACGGACUACCCACCCAAGUACAGUAUAGUUUUCCCACACCUGUCUUGUAACACAGGUGUGAGGAACAGGUGUGUGCUGGGUUGAUGAUGAGUGUUCCACAACUGUUUUACUUGACUCGUCUUCCACACCUGCUACAACAGGUGUGGAUGGGGAUAAUGAUGAGUGCGAGGAGUAGGUGAGGCAGCUACCAGGUAUGGGCAUUACCUUCCAUGUGUUCUAUUUUGAUUAGUGACGUCACGGAAUUUCCUUUUAUCAAUGACGUCACAGUUGUCCCUCUAUCAACAAUGACGUUACAAAAUCCAGACGAGCCAAUCAUUUGUCGGAUAUGACUAUGACGUCAUUGAUGAGGUCACAAACCCGUUUUACUGGUUGAGUGUUGCAUAAAAAUCCCACACAGUUUGUAUUAAUAUAAUAAUUAUUGAAUGAGUGUUUGCUGCUGGGCGGUUGUGUCGUGACAUCAGCUGCUGCGGUGGUGUGUGUGUGUGUGUGUGUGUGUGUGUGUGUGUGUGUGUGUGUGUGUGUGUUGUUGUUUUUGUUUUUGUUUAGUGUUAAAAAUAAAUUUCUUCUCGUA
This is a messenger RNA of Homarus americanus (American lobster), 2309 nucleotides long. Its product is annotated as retinoid isomerohydrolase-like. Gene Ontology annotation, biological process: retinal metabolic process; carotene catabolic process. The record is from RefSeq and is a predicted model, not a curated record. NCBI's taxonomy places the organism in Eukaryota, Metazoa, Arthropoda, Malacostraca, Decapoda, Nephropidae. Gene Ontology annotation, molecular function: beta-carotene 15,15'-dioxygenase activity; carotenoid dioxygenase activity.